Molecule: messenger RNA, 2508 nt
Organism: Rhodofomes roseus
Lineage: Eukaryota; Fungi; Basidiomycota; Agaricomycetes; Polyporales; Fomitopsidaceae
Exons: 4
Coding region: 1-2508 (835 amino acids)
Source: RefSeq, a predicted model, not a curated record
AUGCACCCUUCUGCAUUCCAACGCGUGGCGACGCCUAGGUCCGCUAUGGCAAGCCUGCCCGCGACAGACGACUUCCCCAGUCAAUACCAGACCCGCCCCCUGACCGCGCAGGGAGUCACCUCGUCGAUGCAACACACCGAACAAAUCGCCACCAGCCGUGACGACGCCCUUACCGGGCCAGGACGCCCCGGCUCCGCCUCCUUUGCAGACGUGACCGCAGGUAGACGCAGCGCCUCCCCGCGUCUCGACACUGAACUCGACGCGACCGCGACCUUACCUGCCGUCGCCCAAGUCGUCCUGAUCCCGGGCGACCACGGUGCACCCGAGACCGAGCUCGCGCCCGCAUCCGCGCCCACGCCCGCGGCUGGCCUUGGACCCGCCCCGACUCCAGUCCCCGCCGAGGACGGAUGGGUCCAGCCCUCUCCGAACCCUGAGACAGUCGACCCAUCCUAUCGCAACCACCCCGCGACCUCGCCACAGAUCCUUCCGGGCCCAGCGCUCCCCACACACCUCCACCCGUCCGCGGAUGUGGACUGGGACGCCAGAGACGAAUCGAGCUGGAACCAGCCGAAUUUCCAGACAAGCUUACGCUGGGACGACGGCGUGGGUCAACACUUUCCUGCGCGUGAUCAGCGGGUUGCGGCUGGCUCAGACGACGGUAGCUACGGCGCCCCCUCCUUGGACGAGGCUAUUAGAAACCUCCCGCCUUCGCUCGAAGCCUCCUUCUUCGACCCCCCGGCUGUCGUAAUGGCUCGCAUGAUGGACGAAGUUCCUCAGGGCCCCCCACUGGCCGCGCCGACCCCGCAGCUUCAGCACCCUGUUCCAAUCAGGCCCUCCGCCCCAGCACCCAUGCCCACGUUGCCUGACGACACGAGCACCUUCGCGGCGCCGUGGGCCCGACACCCGGAGCAGACAAACAGCUUCGAGCAGCAUAGCUACAACACGUUCCACGCGUCGCUGCGCCAAACGGGCCCGGAGAUCCUAGUAGAUGUCACUACAAAUGUCCACCCUCCUCACCCCACUCCAAAGCCUCCCUUCACACCCACAGGGGCUCCAGAAGGAACUGCAGGUCCGAGCCGUCUCCCCGAGGCACCGUCGACUCCCCGGCACGCCAGCCAUCGCGACGACCGCGCCCUCUCACGGGCAUCGGUGCUCUCUUACGUCGCCAUCCAGCGCGGAACACAACCCGCACCUAUCGACGUCGAUGCAAUGGACGUUGACGAGGCACCCCCGGCCCCCGCGGGCCAGCCCGCAUAUCAGGCCCAUGCCCCGCAACGACCCGCCCCAGCCCCCGCGGCGGCGCCUCACCGCGCGGCAGCUCGUCCAAUUUUCCACCACCCACUCCUCGACGACCAAAACAUCAUCGCCGGCCCGCUCGCGCCCAGUGGCAUCGACUGGCUUAACGCCGACUACACGCGGGCGCCGCCGGACGGAUGGAAGACGAUCCAAUUCCUCUCGCUACGUGACGUCCUGAAAGGCCAGGAUCCCCAACAGGCGAAACGGUGGAGAGAGAUCGCGAGGCUGCACCGCUGCGUCCUCGUGCAGAUCGCGGCCUGCGGGGCAGGCAACAAUGACCCCGCCGGCUGGCAGCGCGUCACGCUCCUAAAGGAGAUGUGCCUAGUCCUCCUCGGAGUGGGCCGCCACCAGUUCCUCGGCCCACAGGCCGAGGACGGCGCGCCCUCCGGUGACAAUGUCCCUCCAUACUUCAUACUCAUCAAAGACCUGACUCCGGUCCAACAAGCCACGAUGCUAGGAUGGGUCUGGAAGUCGUCUAAAUGGCUCUCGGCAAACUUCAUACCGUUCCCUACCCCCCUCCCGACGUACCUUGCCACCUGGGAAGGCGCCACGGCCUUCGCGUCUCUGGGUCCCGAAGACGUAGAAGACAUGCUCGCGGCCGGCUUCCAGCGCGACCCGCUCCUCUCCGCCACGGUCCGCGCGAUCACAAACGACAAGCAAUCCGGCGCCGCCGGGAAAUGGGGCGACACCCCUACUGCGCACGCCUUCCACUCCACCGUCAACUCCAUCAGAGUGCGGGUCCUCGGCCGCCUCUGGGGUAGAGACAACGACCUCGCUCCCCUCUAUGUCAUGUACUGCGACCCACCCACGGCCGACCCGCGCGAAUGGGAAGACUUCCGUGACGUGGUCCGCGCGCACUCCUUCGGCGUCGAUGGCGGUCGAAGCCCGGACCUCUUCAGGGACGACGUCGAGUGCAGGAUCUGCCACUCGGCCGACCAUAGCGUUGGCUUGUGCGACCUCGACGAAGUCGAAGGCUGGAACGGCCCUCGUCGUGACCUCUUCUCGACGACACCACCAAAGGAACCUCGAGGAAACAAGGGCAAGCAGCGAGGCGGCAAGCAGCCAUCUCAAGGUCGCGGCGGCCGUGGCCGUGGACGUGGAGGUCGUGGCGGCCGCGGAGGAGGCGGUGGUAGGGCGGCCUCCGGCCAGAGCCUCGACCCUGCCACGAAGGCCGCUCUCCUGCGCAGCGCCAGGGGCAAUGGACGACGGUAG